AUGUCAGGACAUCACCGCAUCACCCUCGCCGCCAAUCCCCCCUACUUCGAUGGCGACAAGUCCAAGUACCUGGGCUUUGUGGACGCGUGCACCACUUACAUCGGUGCCUAUCGGUCGGAGUUCUCGCUGGACGAGACAAAAAUCCUCUUCGUCCUGUCCUACCUCCGCAAUGAGAGCGGCACAAGCUGCGCCGCCUCAAGAUGGGCGAUGAACUGGAAGCAGCACAAUUUCGAGGGCUUCCAAGGACUAAAGGCGGGAGUCACCGCAACAAGCUUCUUGGAGGAGCUUCAGAGGGCCUUUGGGGAUUCUAACGCAGAGCAAGUCGCUGCCGCCCGACUCAUGGCCCUUCGCCAGGGCAGACGGUCCUUUGCGGACUACAUCUCCGACUUCGAAAUGCUGGCUGCAGACGCAGGGUACAACGUGGUCACCUCCACCGACAGCAAGGGCGAGUACAAGAAGGGGGAACAGGACAAUAUCCUCAUCGAGUUCCUGGAGCGCGGACUCAGCAGCAAAAUUGCAAGCCGCCUCUACAACACCGGCGUUCCCCUGCCCAAGGCAUAUGGUGCCUUCAAGAAUUGGUGUGUCAACAUCGAGGCGAACGCUCUACGCGAUCAGCUGCGCAAAGCAUCGCAUGCGCAAUCCGCACCACGACCGCCUCCCCAAUUCCGCCAGCAGGCAGCCCCAACGACACCUGCACCCGCCCCGGCCCGACCCGCUGCCAACGAACCAGUUCCGAUGGAAAUCGAUCGCACCCACACCCGCGGCCGCAAUAUCAUCUGCUACAACUGUCAGCAGCCUGGGCACAUUGCACGGAACUGUCCGGAGCCAAGGAAGAAGCGCACGUUCUUCAAUCGGGCCACGAUGCUGGAAGAGAUCGAGAACGGGGACAAGGACAACGAGUUCCUCAAGGAGAUCGCUGAGAAACUGCGCGAGAAGGGUUUUUGA
Molecule: messenger RNA, 945 nt
Organism: Mycena citricolor
Lineage: Eukaryota; Fungi; Basidiomycota; Agaricomycetes; Agaricales; Mycenaceae
Source: the annotation of a GenBank genome assembly